Messenger RNA from Sinocyclocheilus grahami, 1970 nucleotides. RefSeq lists its product as uncharacterized. Gene Ontology annotation, cellular component: protein complex involved in cell adhesion; cell-cell contact zone; plasma membrane. The record is from RefSeq and is a predicted model, not a curated record. Gene Ontology annotation, molecular function: protein heterodimerization activity; protein homodimerization activity; cell-cell adhesion mediator activity. Gene Ontology annotation, biological process: cell-cell adhesion; cell migration. NCBI's taxonomy places the organism in Eukaryota, Metazoa, Chordata, Actinopteri, Cypriniformes, Cyprinidae. The transcript is spliced from 7 exons. Bases 3 to 917 code for a protein of 304 amino acids.
ACAUGUCUUCAGUGAAGAUUAUGCUUGUAGUUUCUCUCUUCAUCCCUGCUGUGAGGUCCAGUUCAGAUUUGUGGAAAUUGGAAUGCCCGCCUACAUAUGGAAUUCUUGCUCAGUCCACAGUUAUCAGAUGCUAUUUCAAAGACAUAAAAGAUAUUCACAUAGUUGCAGUUUCUUUAAGAAAAGUUGGACAGGACAAGCCAUUAUUUGCUCAAGAAGAAUCAAAAAGAUCAGGAGAUCAACGCUUUAGUCUUGAAAACUCAGCGAUGAGUCCAUCUCUGCAAAUCUCUGACACAAUGUUUUCUGAUGAGGGUGAAUAUCUGUACCAUGUUGUAACGGACAGGGGUUAUGAAGACAUACAACUUAGCAUCAGUGUCACGGCGAAGUACAAGGAUCCUGUCACAAGCACAUGGCCUGAAAAUGUAAAGGAUGGAGGACCUGUCAGCCUUUACUGCAAUGCUACUGACGGCUACCCAGCAGGCUCCAUCCAUUGGUUUGACCAUUCUGGAACCAACUGGACCAUAAAUUCAGAACUGACAAAAACCCCCAAGGAUAUCAACGGUGUAAAAUCUGUGGCUUUGUCUAGCAAACUGACUUUCAAGUCUAUCGUCUUGGGUCUGGAACCAUUUAGAUGCAUCGUCUUUAAUAGUAAAUAUGUACAAGAUGGAGAAAACACAAUGGAGAUCACAUCUGCUAUACAUGAUGAUAACAAGGAUUCUUCUGGAUCUAAUACAACAAACAUUGUUGCUGGUGUGAUGGUCAUUGGAUCGCUUACUGUUGGCCUGCUGUUUGCUCUGUUGUGUUUCAGAAAAAAAAAUGCUCAGCCUAGACGACCUUCUGCCCUUCCUAUUCUAAAUUAUGAACCAGGAAAUGCUGUUGAAGAUGAUCUGGAAAAUGGUAACAUCAGUCCUGAGCAUUGAAGCUUGUAAUAUCAGGAGAUGAAAUUGAAACUAUAAACCCUGAUUUUCAUACUGAGAUCAGCGCAGCCGCCAUUUGACCGAAACAAAAGUGAAAGCAUAAGGAAAAUGGCUGCUGUUUCAGGGAUUUGUAAUAUGUGGGCAAGUAAUAACGGUAAGACUUAACACUUAGUUAACUUCUCUUUACAUUUACAAUUAAAUGUGGCUUUAGAGAUCAUAUACACUAAUACUUGUCAAAUUAAUUGCUACAUCAAUAUAAACAUGAGUUUUAAAGAGGUUUUUGGAUGUUUUCAGAAAAUUUGAGAAAUGAUUUUGCAAAUGCUUUCAUAAGUCUGGUCAGAAAUCUUAAAUCAUUAUUCAUGAUUAUUUUACAAAACAGUUGUAGUUUUCAGAAAUAGUUAAUAAUAUUCAAAUCUAAAUAUAGUUCUGUAAAAAGUGUUUUAUAUCUUUCUAGUGAGUUUUUCCAUCACUACUGUCACCUUUGGCUUAACUCACUGAGGGUUUUAUGGUAAUAUUGUUCUGUAAAGCAUCUUAGUAACAAUAUUCAAGCUUAUUAGGUAAGCGUUAUACAAAUGAACUUGAAUUCAAUUGAAAACAUUUAUUCUCAGCUUUAUGCAUCAAACAUUAAUAGCAUUAAUGCAAAAAUGAUUUGUUUUGUAAUUGUGUUUAUACUGCUGCCAUUGUAUCACUGGUCACUUACGCUUCACAUCAAUGAUAGUAACUGUCAAAUAAGUCUCACAUUCAGCUUUCAUUUUCAGAUUCUGAACAUUUAAAAGUGAAGUGAAUGAUGCAUGAAUUGUAAUGUGGUGAUUUUUCAGUGAAUACAGCAACUGUAAAUACAACUGUGAAUACAAUAAGUGGACCAGUUUCUGUUAAUACAAGGAAUGCCGUGGUUUUAAAGUAGGAGGGGACAGGAUUAAGGUGUGUGUGUGUGUAUGUGUUUUCUCCCUUGAUUUUAAUUUGAAAUAAAAUCAUAUUCAUUGUUUGUAAAAUGUAGCAUGUAGAGAGACCUUGAAUCUUUAAACACUUGUAUAUUUGUAUUUUGUUUUUAACCAU